AUGGAGCUUGUUGAGGCUCAAAAUCCAGCUUCAGAGACGGCAAUAGGAGAUAAUGGAUACCAAUCAGUACCUGUAACUGAAGUGACGAUGUUAGCUGAUAUAACAAACAAGCCCGAAAAUCAGCAUUACUCAAACGUACAAGAAUAUUUUAAGAUUCUGGAAUCGGCUUCAGUCAGAAAUGAAAAUCACCAUCAUAGUACCGCAUUUAUUCCCGAUUGCAUUGAUGAGAGACAUUCUCAUUCAGAGAAUAGCGAUGUCGAUUUAAGUGAUCAAGACCCAACAUACGAAGUACCAAAUACACAAAAGAAGAAAAUAUUAGUAUAUCCAAAUCAAUCAAAAUCAUCAGGGAGUUCCUCAUAUUCUUCGUCUUCCUCAUCCACAUCAUCUUCAGGAUCUUCCAAAGAUAGUUCUGAUACAGAAGAAGAACUGAACAAAAGACAAGAUAACAUAAGUCAGGGAACCGUACAAAAGCAAUUCGAGCAAACCGAGAUUGAAAGUACAACAACAGAAAUUGUGAUAAAUCAAGAAUUCAGAGAAAAUACUACACCACAAGAAGAAAAGAAGAAGGGAAGGAAACGUAAACGAAAUGAACAAAGCUGGAAACAGAACAAAGCUAAAAGUCUAAGAAAUGCUGGAAAACAAUAUAUUAGUAAGAAAAAUAAAACAAUCAAACCUCGUUCUGUUCAAUCAUCCUGUAGUGAUAAAUGUAGGCUUAAAUGCUCUGAAAAAAUAACCGCAGAACAAAGACAAACAAUUUUUGAUGCGUAUUGGAAUCUUGGUCAAGUUGAUGUUCAAAGAUCGUUUAUUAUGUCUUGUAUGACCGAUAUAACCCCAAGAUAUAAAUAUACAAACGCUCGUAAUCCAAGAAAUUGCAAUCAAGCAUUCCAUUUCUUAUUUGAAGGACAAUCGGUACGUGUUUGUAAAACUUUUUUUAUUAAAGUAUUAGAUAUUUCUGAUCGUGUUAUACGCACAGUCAAAGACAAAAUAGAUAAACAUGGAUUUCUAUCACGAGAUCGGAGAGGACAACACAUCAACCAUAAGGAUUGAUGAACAGCUAUACCACGAAUCGAAUCCCAUUAUAUCAGACAAUAUUCUACUCGUGAGUACAUUGACGGCGGGAAAACAAUUGCAGAUCUUUUCAGGGACUUUGAAGAAACUCAAAAUAAAAAUAAAAAAGCGGCCGUAAAAGGUCAUACCCAAAACGAGGGUGAUAAUAUUCAAAGCCUCAUAGAGGAGGAGAUAGCAAAAAAUCUAAAAUCCGGUCCAAUAUAUUCACCUCACCAAUAUGUAGCUGUAAUUAAAAACGCAAAGAAAUCUGGCAAGAAAUUCUCAGUACAUGAACUGACAUUCGAGUCGUUUUUGGACUUGAAAAAACUACAAGAAGAUUGGGGUAUUAACUUUAAUAAAACAAAAGAGGGGACAACUGUUUUAUGGAAUGACAUAAAGGCGAUAAGAGUGACCAGAGAUACACCUUUCUCAUUUUUCGUUAAGACCUCUUACAAAGAUAGUGGAUACCAGGAAGUGAGCGUCAGAAAUAAAAGGAAGAAAAUGCUUCCUGUGUGUGAUAUUAUACCAACUAAUGUAUACACUCAAAGGCAAGAGCUAAGUGAGAAUAAAAAGAAAGAUCUUAGGGAAUUAUUGUCAAAAAAAAUUAUACCAAAUUUUUAUUCCGACUUUUAUAACUCUAUUCUUUAA
This is a messenger RNA of Vanessa atalanta (red admiral), 1695 nucleotides long. RefSeq lists its product as uncharacterized. The record is from RefSeq and is a predicted model, not a curated record. Lineage: Eukaryota; Metazoa; Arthropoda; Insecta; Lepidoptera; Nymphalidae.